Molecule: messenger RNA, 1332 nt
Organism: Naegleria lovaniensis
Lineage: Eukaryota; Heterolobosea; Eutetramitea; Acrasida; Naegleriidae
Exons: 3
Coding region: 1-1332 (443 amino acids)
Molecular function (GO): protein binding
Source: RefSeq, a predicted model, not a curated record
AUGAAAAUAUUUGAAGUCAACGCGAGUGGUGUUGGACCUGGUGGUGUAUGCUAUCAAGUGAUGGAAGUUGUUGGUACAAAGUUUUAUUGUUUGCUCGGGCAGAGAGCCUCUUCUGCCAAGCCAAAUGCAAUCCAUAUAUUUGAUAUGGUUAAAAAGGAAUGGCAAGAAAUUGAAAAUCCAAAUGGAACAAGUCCAACUCCUAGAGCAAUGCCAGCUUCUUGCGUUGUCGGAAAUAAGAUUUACGUUUUUGGUGGCUACUCUCAAGCUACACCAGUUUCAAAUCAUACAGUGUAUAACGGAAUGUACUCGUUUGACACCGAAACUCAUACAUGGACUCAUAUUGAGUGUCAAGGACUGUGUCCUGAUCCAAGAGCGGGUGCUCAGAUGUGGCAGUACAAGGGCAAAAUCUAUCUUGUAGGCGGAUGUCAAGGUAGACAAUUGUAUUUUACAAGUCUGUAUGAGUACAAUAUUGAAGAAAAUAUUUGGAAAACUGUAGAGACUACUGGAUAUAUAUCAUCUAGCUCAGAAUUUAAUCCCAUUGUAAAUCCUUCGAACCAAAAUGAAUCUAAGACUCAAUGUCCAGAGAGAUUUUGUUGCUUCUCUGUUAGUGCUAUUGAAAAUCUAGUGUAUAUAUUCGGAGGCUUGUUCGCCCAUGAAGAAAUGGACAAACAUUCGGCAUCUAAUGCAAUGUUUGUGCUCGAUAUGGAGACGCUUGAGUGGAUCAAGCCAGUUUUUGCAGAUGACAAUAAUAUCAUUCCAGGAGCGCGAGCAUCACACACCAUGACCGCAGUAGGUCCAAAUUUGAUUCUUGCUGGAGGAUGUAAUGUAGUUAAUAAUUCUGAUUAUGACCAACAUGUUUAUCUUUUCAAUAUUCUGGAGAGAAAAUGGUAUCGCUUAACUGAUUUCUUUUUUGGAUCACACAUGCCAAAACUUGUUGGGCUUUCCUCUGCAUAUUGCAAAGAGACAAAAGAACUUUUCUAUCUUGGAGGUAAAGGAGCUGAUGACGUUCUCAAAAAUCACUUUUAUCUUAUUGACACAAAGUUGAUCAAACAAAUUAAUGAUUACUCGAACGACUCAUCAACCUCAGAGAGUAUCAAACGAGCUCAUAGAAAAUCGAUUAGAGCCUUGGAAGAUAUCAAAACAAAAGAUAGGACAGCAAGCAAUAGUUAUGGAACCAGAGAUAAAAGAAGCAAGUCAUCUGCUGUCGCAUACUCUCCCCUCCCUCAACAUGACACUGAUGAGGAUGAUAGUGGUCUUUUGGAUGGAGACACAAAAACGAACAGAAGAAGGACUGUUGGCUCAAUAACGAAAUUAUUUAGCAGAAUUAAGUAA